UGUUGCGCUACUGAGAGCAUUCACUGCUCAGGCAGAAGUGGUCCAGGACUUUAAUGAGUGUAGAGGGUUUUUCUACAAAGACACAGAACCACAAGGAAUGGAUCCGACUGCCAGUAAAAUCUGUCAGAUGUAUGGUGAAGGACAACACAGGGAAAAAGACGUCAUAUAUAAAUACAAUCCCUAUUUUAAGUACGCUACGCUGUACUCAACACACCACAGGAUCCCCCUCUACAGUGCCUACAGGUUUAAUCCUGAAUGCGGUAAUGACAGCAGAAGGAAAGACGACUGGCACGUCGAGCCACAGCUUUCAGGUUACCCAACUAGAUAUAUGGUCCGUGAGACAGACUUGAGAAACCUUGCGCUAGAUGAAGACGUCAUUAAACGAAGUCAAGCCGUGAGCAGUGACUACAGUUUCUCCGGAUAUGAUCGUGGACACCUGAAACCCAGCAGCUUCGACUGCGGUGAUGGCCGUAAGGCAACAUUCACACUGACCAACGCCGCACCGAUGGACCCGGAUUUCAACCGUGUCCACUGGGAACAGUGGGAGAGAAAUUUGAAGAGUUUUUUACUAAACCAGCGUAAGAGUGAUGAGGGUUUAGCAACAGUCUACAUUGUGACAGGUACGGUACCUAACGCGAAUCUACGGAUACCACAAAGGGGAAACCCUGAAGAACUCUCUGGCUAUGAAGAAUUCUCUGGCUCUGAAGAACUCUCUGAAGACUAUGAAAGGGUGUCGGUGCCCUCUCACGUCUGGACGGCUGUCUGCUAUAAACACCACAGUGAUGACAGUAAGUCUUUCUCCUUCGGUUAUAUGGGGGAAAACCAGCCAGAAGAGCCUGACAUAAACCUGAUGAGAGUCUCAGACCUGAAUGAUCAGCUCAGCAGACUCUACAGGGAGCUCUCAGGAACUCCACAGACAGUUAACAUUUUUGUGGAUGGUUGUUUUGAAGAUGAUGAUGAUGAUGAUGAAAUAAACAAGGUUAAGAAUGAGUUUAAAAAGUUAACAAAUCUUCCAGGGAGACAGGGACUCCACAUGAGCACAGAUGUGCAGACCACGUUUAGUGCAGUGAAAAGGGCCAUUUGCAGUGAGAGCCAAUCCUCUGAAAAGAAAGUCAAGGUGAAAGAGAUGACUGUAAAAUUACUCUUUGACAGCAUGAAGACUUACUAUACUAUGGCUGAGGAUCUGAAGGUUUCUGCUGGAAGUGCUUGUCUUAUAACUAACACCAAACCAGUAGUAUUUGGUCAACUUGAUCUCAGGAAGAGGGAUGUAUCCGAGUGGCCGGACGCUGUUGAGUGCCUGCUGGUCCCAGAGAAGCAGAAGACUGCAGCGGAUGGAUCGAAGUGCUCAAGCGUCUCAGAGUCUCGUGACAGCUGUUGGUGCACCUCAGGAGGUCAAACCAAGCCCUGCUGCUCCUCUCCCUGCCUGUACGUGCACCAUCUCGAGGACUACAGGUGUAGCUCAGGCCAGACGCAGAUAAAGUGCUCACCGCGGUACUCACUCGUCACGGUUAAUAGAGAGAGGUGCAAGGAUGAUCACCCCUGCGGCACAUACGGCUACAACUACUACUGGUGUUACAAGGCCUCUGGCAGCUGGGAUUACUGCAGUCCUCCGGUGUGGAGCAGUAAAGCCAAAAGCGGGAAGUUCUGCCGCAGUGAUCAUGCCUGUGCCAAAUAUGGCAAAAGUUACCUGUGGUGCUACACGGAUAACAGAAAUAACUGGGAUUACUGUUGCAAAAAUUGUGCCUAGAUGGUUUACAAUGUGUAGUAUACUGUAAGAAAUAUAUCCAUAAAAUAACAGAAAAGUCCUAGCAUCUCAGUACCGGGACAUUAUCCAUUAAUUUACGUACAUUUCUGUUUGUCACAUUAAUACAGUAUAUUGUGCCCUAUGAUUAUGACUAAACUAAGUUGAUUAUGAUUGUACUUGGAGCUCUUACAAACCUACAAGCUUUCUAACAUAAAAAAUAAAGACUCUAAUCUGUGUUACUGAAAUGAACAGCUGCUUAAAAUUGUAUACAUUUUCAUUUCAUUUGUAGGCAAAAACAAAAAGCUCAAUAAAAAUAUGU
This is a messenger RNA of Pimephales promelas (fathead minnow), 2063 nucleotides long. RefSeq lists its product as uncharacterized. Gene Ontology annotation, molecular function: metal ion binding; nucleic acid binding; hydrolase activity. Lineage: Eukaryota; Metazoa; Chordata; Actinopteri; Cypriniformes; Leuciscidae. The record is from RefSeq and is a predicted model, not a curated record.